CAAGGCUAAUAACCCACCCCACCGCGUUAUCCCCCAUUCCCCCCUUCUCCAACUCCUUGCUUCAUCAAACCCUAGCCUCCACCAAAGAAAGCAAACCCUAGCCUCCACCAAUAGUUUUCGCCGUCUGUCGGAGUGAGAGACUGCUGCCGCCGUCUAUCGCACUCAAGAACUUCCGUCUUCGUGCUCUCGGGCCUCUCGCCGGAUCCUCCACGUCGGGUGCUCGCAUCUCGCCGUUCUCCUCUGUGCUCGGCUGCUCGCGCCUCCCUCCGCCAGUGAGUGCUCGAGCUGUGCGUGUUGGUUGCUGCUCGUCGUCCGUGGUUGUCUCUGCUCGAUUCUGCCUCCCAGCCUCACUCGAGUCUCGUCUCAGUCACUGGCAUCUCGUGGUUCAUCUGUCUUGUCGCCGGCGGCAGAAGCAACUCGUGGGGUUGUCUCUUGCUUCGUCGCCUUCCGUAGGGUGGUCGCCGACUCGCCGUCGACCGUUGGCACAGCGUUGGGAGCUCACCUCAGCUCACCUCGGUUCAACGCCACCGUACGCUCGCCGCCGUCGGCGCGCUUCUCGCCUGAUCCUCCGCGUCGUGUGCUCGCGAAUCGCGUCUCGCCUCUCUCCUCCAUCUGUGCUGUGUGCUCGGAAGCUUGCGUCUCACCACGCCUCCACCAGUGAGUGCUCGAGCUGUGCUUCUUGCAGCCGUGCAGCGUGUCGUCGUCGUCCACCAUCACUGCACCCAACGCCUGGUGUGCUCCACUGUUCGCGUCUUGUCUCUCUUCCUGCAGCUCCCUGGUGAGUGCUCGCGUCUCGUCGCACCUCCGCCCCUCCCUCGCCUCUCUUCCGUGGUUGUUGCUGCCUGAACUGCUGCUCGUCGUCCACCUUCUGCCUCUGUAACAACAGGUUUUUGGGUUGUAGUGAUGGUGGAGGAAAGUGGGAGGAGGAAGAGGCCAAACAUUCUGGUGACGGGUACCCCAGGGACGGGGAAGACUACGACAUGUACUGCUCUAGCUGAAGCCACACAGCUUUGCCACAUCAAUGUUGGGGAUUUAGUCAGAGACAAGAACUUACAUGAUGGCUGGGAUGAUGAGCUUGAUUGUUUUGUCCUUAAUGAAGACUUGGUCUGUGAUGAGCUUGAGGAUCAAAUGGAAGAAGGGGGAAAUAUAGUGGAUUAUCAUGGGUGUGAUUUCUUUCCUGAGCGAUGGUUUGAUUGUGUUGUUGUACUUCAAACUGAUAACACCGUGCUGUAUGACCGCUUGAGUAGGAGAGGUUACAAUGAAUCAAAGCUUUCUAACAACAUAGAAUGUGAAAUCUUUCAAGUUCUACUUGAGGAAGCUAAAGAAAGUUACCCAGAGGACAGAGUGAUUGCUAUGAAGAGUGACACCAUUGAAGAUAUUAAUAGAAAUGUUUCAACUUUGACGGAUUGGGUAAGGAAUUGGCAUCUUACAUCCUAGAUUCCUAGUCAUAUAAAAAAGGGGCGAAAAUGGAAAAGAAAAGAUAUUAAUUUGUAGAAACUUUCAUGUAACAGUGUGAUAAAAAAGAAAUAUGUAUUAUGGAUAUUUA
Molecule: messenger RNA, 1546 nt
Organism: Arachis stenosperma
Lineage: Eukaryota; Viridiplantae; Streptophyta; Magnoliopsida; Fabales; Fabaceae
Product: adenylate kinase isoenzyme 6 homolog
Exons: 5
Coding region: 904-1437 (177 amino acids)
Cellular component (GO): nucleus; cytoplasm
Molecular function (GO): ATP binding; AMP kinase activity; ATP hydrolysis activity
Source: RefSeq, a predicted model, not a curated record